GUGAUCUAUCCGCUACAUUUGGAAUGAUAUUAUAUAAUUCCGAUAGAUCCUAUCGGCUGACCGAUAAAAGUUUGCCGAACCCGAAGACCUAGUCUGGCUCAUUGCAACAGCGUCGGUGAGGUUCCGCGUCUUCAACGUCGGUUCUUCGGUUGAGCCGGUAUCUAUGUUAUUGGAUCUUUAGGCGACCUUGCGGAUGGACGGCCGUGUGACGGACUCCCAGUGGCGAUAACAGAAGUUUCGAGUGCGGGGUGUUGGAAGUGAAUUUUGUGACUUGUUUUUUUUUUCAAUUGGAUUUUGUUUUUGGAAGAUUGAUGUGCUGCUGGACUUAAUUAUUAAAUGGGGAUCAGAGCAAGCAGCAACGUGACCUCCUCGGGUAUAGGGGAUGACAACAUGAAGAGCAAGGUAUGGUUGUACCUUUAUCGAACAUGGGAAGUUUUAUCUUCUUCUGAACGGUGGACAAAGAGUAGAACAACUUCAAGAUCCAGAAAUAGUGACUUGAGUGAAGUAACUACAGAGUAUGGUUCUCAGUUUUCUGUUUGCAGUUGUUCUCAAUGCCAGAAGGAUGAUGGAUUCAGUAGCGGUGAUUACAGCGAUCUUUUCGAUUCAGUCAGCACGAUGGCUCCCAAUUCAGAAGACAGCGCUAGAAUCGAUAGAUACAAUUUAGUCGAAGAAAAUAAUGUGAAGGAGAAACAGCGGCCGCCCAUAUACAAUCCUGAAGAUUAUGCCUUAUCACUCAAAAAAUGGGGUAAAAAGUCAAUGAAUGGCUGUGGUGUUUCAUUAUAUUCCAACCCAGCAAGUGCGGAUCCAGAUGGUACGAGAACAGUUGGUCAUUCCUUCAGGGACUACAGAAAUCCCAUGUUGAUAUCAUCCGGAUCUGAAAUGACCCUUAGGCAGUUUGGGACGGUGUCGGAACUCUUGAACAAACUCAAAUCUGAUUUACGUCUGGCUUACCCCAGUUUCACACAAGAAUUUGUGUCAGAACCUCUUGAUGGUAUAAAUCUUCUGUUGGACUUGUUAAGAGCAGUGCAGCUCAGCCAAUCCACAAAUCCUCAAGCCUUUUCGGGCUCGAAUCACACUACUGGAAAAGUACCUCCAACCAUCCAGAGGCGUGCCUUGUUAGAUGAAUUGUCAUGUUUGCAAUGCCUAUCCAGUUGCUGCAACAGAUAUUCAGAUGCUACCAGAAGACUGACUUCGUCCUCUGCUGGAUUGUUUACCCUUGCUAUCUGCAUUAUGAGCAAUGUGAACAAAUCGAGGAUAUUGGCACUUCAGUUAUUGGCCAAAGUUUGUGAAGAAUCUUUCAACGGCCACUCUGCAGUUUCAGAAGCCUUAUCUACUUUGAGACUGAGAUUUGGUGAACCAGUAAGAUUUCGAUUCUUGGUCGGUAUACUGAAUUCAACAGGAGCACAAGGUGAAUUGUUGGUUGCUGGAAUGAAGUUUAUCAAUUCGUUCUUAGCUUCAGCACCUUCGUCUCAGAAAAGACUUUAUAUACAGGCAGAACUCGAUCAGGCUGGAUUCGAUUUAGCAUCAAUGAAAAAGAAUAUUGUUGGAAACUCUGAUAUCACCGACAAAAUAUUCGAAGAACUUCAACAUUGGGAGAGAACAUUCAUAGACGUCGAGACCCUCACUAUCCGAGCAGAAUCAGCAGAGAAAGAAAACGAUUCCCUCAGAGAUAAGAUACUUCUAUUAGAGAGAAGAAUACAAAUACUGCAAGAAGAGAAAACAAUUUUGACGUCUUUGGAAAAAUGUUUGAAAGAUCGUUGUAAAGAAUUGCAGUCUGAAAUGAAUACCUUCAGAUCGAAUGAAAAUCUUCACAAGGAUUUCUUCAACCAUAAGGGAGACCUUUCCAAAACCGACGAUGAAGGUAUAUCCUCCUCAGAAAGAAGCUCUUCACCUGAAGGUGAUACCAUUGAUCAGAAACAGGCAAGCUACGACCUUUACAGAACUCAGUGUUGUACUCUCCAGUACAACUUUCCCAAAAAGAAGGAAGAAGAAACCAAACCUUCCUACGAUGAGGAGGAAACCACAAUAGAAGAAGUGAUGGAAGAAUUCCAGAAUAUCAUUAACGACGCUGAAUCGCAAAAUUGCCUUAAGGAGCAAAAAAGCAAGGAACAUAAAAGGAAAAAGAUACAGGAAGCCCAAGUGGCCGGAAAAAUACAACUGGAAAUAAAUCCACCAACUCUAGACGAUUUUUCUAUUCUCGAUGAGAGUAAGGAUCAUAAGGGCGAUCAGGCCAGAAAAACAAAGAGUUUAGUGCAUUUGUAUUUACCAUCUAAUGAAGAGUAUGAGUAUGAAAAUAUCAAUAAGAAGGGAUUAUUCUUUGGAAACGUGUAUACUAGUGACGAUGACACAAAUUCUUCAUUGAGUAACUACAGAUGGCGUAUAAGUAAUAUCGACAGGCCACAACCUGUGCUAUUUCCCGAUGAUAAGAAACCUGAUACAGAAGCAGAGAAUGUUUAUAUGAACUCAUCUUACCAACAGCCUAAAAUGAAGAGAACGGAUUCUUCAAGUAGUCUAAAGAGGGGAAAUUCCUCUAGACGUCUUCCAAAUUUUGAUUUUUCGAGUGAUAUCACAUCUGCUGGUACACAUGUUACUGUUAGUUGUCAAAAAAACAAUUUCAACUAUGACGACUUCGAAAAUCACAGAAUUAAGUCUAAAAGUUUAGAUCGCAUAGACGAUGGUCUAGAAACCAUGGUAGAUAUUGUUGUAGCAGAUCCUAGAACUGCGAAAUAUACAGCUUCAAGGACAAAGAGCGACUCUGGCAAUGCAACAUCUAUUUCAAGGAGUAUAUCUCACGUUUUUAUAAAUCCCCCAAAGCAGUUUAGGAGUAGGGUCAAUAGCUAUUCUGAAGAGAAGCAAAAAAUGUUUUUGCCUACACUAAAAGAUCAGUUUGAAGUGCCGUAUUAUUUCCCUAGAGUACAAGAAAAAUUGAGUAGUACUUCUUCGGCUUUUUUGAUAAAUAGGGGACACAACAACGCAGGUUUAUAUUCAGGUCGUGUUUAUAACAGCAACAUAAGUAGAAAAGAAAGUAGAUCUACCAGGGAUAGCUUGCCAAUAUUUACUUCAAUCAGUAAAAGCAGCAGUGGAAGGGUGACUGAUUUACCAUCCGGAUUAUACUGAAUUGAAAUCUUUUAACCCUCAAUUUUGGGAUUGUAAAUAAAUUUUAGUUUUAUGUAAACAAAUACUUUAUAUAACGAUAUGUAUUUUAUGAGAUAUAUUUGGAUUUUUAUUUAUUGUUGCGAUGAAAUUCGUUUUGAUACUUGGAGCUGAUGAUGAAGAAGCUUUCUGGUAGAUGUUAGGAUGAAAUUUUAUCUUGAAAGGUAUUGGAAAUGUGAUACCCCUAGAAAAUCUAUAUUUUUACAUUCUUCCUCUGUCUUCUUUCUUCCUGAAAAUGAGAACUUGAUGGAAAUUACAACACAGGUAAUUCAGCUUAAACAUAUUUUUUCCAAUUUUCGUAUGUCAUAUCGAAGAAUACUUAGGAGCGAUUACAUAGUAAUUGCAUAAUUAUAAUUGAAAAUACCUAUUUCAUUCUUAGCAUUGUGCUAUUUUCGUUAGAUGCUUCUAUGCUUCUAAUUAUUUCAAUAUAUUCAAUCGAUUCAAAUCUACAAACUAAUGUUGUUUAUGUAUUCCUUAUGUUCAAAAUCUCUCAGAAUGCUUCGAAAAAAUUUAUUUAAUAUUUCACAUAAUUAGGGGAUUUCAAUUGAUCUAAUCAUGUAUCAUUAAGUGGAAAAGCGUGCAAUAUUAUUCAAAUAUAAAAACGAAAAAAUCAAUAAACCUCUAUCAAUGCUACGUAUAAAAUAUAAGUAACUGUGUAGUGAAUAUGGUUAGGUCCGUCCUGUUGAAAUUAUAUUUUGACUUUAAAAUUUAAGCUUGGUAGAGGAUUUUGGGAAAACAUUAUUAGACACUUUCUUCUUUGGGGACGAGUACAAAAAAUUCAUUUGAAAUUUUCCCUUGGAUAACGGAGAAAACACGAUCUCUUAUGUUAUUAAUUAAAAAUUGUUGAAUA
Molecule: messenger RNA, 4003 nt
Organism: Harmonia axyridis
Lineage: Eukaryota; Metazoa; Arthropoda; Insecta; Coleoptera; Coccinellidae
Gene: mwh
Exons: 9
Coding region: 337-3117 (926 amino acids)
Biological process (GO): cortical actin cytoskeleton organization; regulation of cell shape; cell migration
Cellular component (GO): cytosol
Molecular function (GO): actin filament binding; small GTPase binding
Source: RefSeq, a predicted model, not a curated record